CGGUUUGGUUGCCGAAUCCGAACCACUUGCGCUCAUCAGGUGCGGAGCCUGAGCUUGACCACAAGGACGCAGGUUGUGGAGAUGAUUAGUCUACUAGACAAGAAAAUCUGGUUGUUCGGCCGGGGUUGUUCUCUUACUACUGGACUGUUGGCGUCCUAUCGGGCGGUGCUGAAGACAAUUCUUGGGGAGAUGAAGAUGAGGGCGGCGAACAUCGGUUUGACACAUGUUGCUCUUCCGGAGGAGACACCAUACCCUGGAGCUGAGUUGUACGAAGUCUAUUCCUUAGGCUGCGGGAUGCUUGUUGCUUUUUAAAUUAAGUAUACACGCCAAGAGUAGAUUUAUAUACCCACCCAGAAUAUCAGACAUUAC
Molecule: messenger RNA, 369 nt
Organism: Aspergillus campestris IBT 28561
Lineage: Eukaryota; Fungi; Ascomycota; Eurotiomycetes; Eurotiales; Aspergillaceae
Exons: 1
Coding region: 82-312 (76 amino acids)
Source: RefSeq, a predicted model, not a curated record